GAAUCUGACCAUUCGCAGGCGUCAAGGUAUUCGGAAUGAGCGUCAUCCAAACGACUAUCAGCCCUCAUGACCAGAAACCCGUUGUCGAGCGCACGUAUCCAUCUUCGGCCGCACUCGACGCUAUAAUUCAGCGCGCAUCCGCUGCUCAACAGCAAUGGGUCACCGUCCCUGUCGCACAACGGAUCGCCAUCGCCCAGAAGUUCAUUGACAACUUCAGUCAGACGAGCGAGGGUGUGGCGGCGGAGCUGGCUCAGCAAAUGGGACGCCCGAUCUCGCAGGGUGCAGGAGAAGUUCGCGGAUUUCUGGAUCGUGCCAGAUAUAUGUUGUCGAUUGCGGAGUCGUCCCUGGCAGACGUUUCUAUGGAUUCUACAGACAAACCUGGAUUUAAACGAUUUAUCCGUCGCCUGCCACUUGGUGUGGUCCUUGUAAUUGCUCCUUGGAACUUUCCGUAUCUCACAUCGGUCAAUUCGGUCCUCCCCGCCCUCCUUGCCGGCAACGCGGUACUGCUGAAGCCUUCGCCCCAAACUCCUUCGAGCGCAGAACGCUUCGCUACGAGUUUGAUCAGUGCAGGUUUCCCUCAAGAUCUUGUUGCCGCGGUGCAUCUUUCACCGGAGUUGACAAUACAUGCUAUACAGCAUCCCCUAAUCGAUUUCGUGUCCUUCACAGGGAGUGUCGUUGGGGGUCGUGCGGUUGAGAAAGCGGCUGUCGAGGCACCCGGAUUCAAAGGUGUUGCUCUAGAGCUCGGUGGGAAAGACCCUGCUUACGUCCGCGCGGACGCGGAUCUCGAUUAUACUGUCGGAGAGGUCGUUGACGGAGCUAUGUUCAACUCCGGACAAAGUUGCUGUGCCGUGGAGCGUGUAUAUGUCCACGAGUCCAUUUAUGAUGAAUUCGUGUCUCGAUUCGUUGAGAUGGUGAAAGGGUAUAAGCUUGGUGAUCCUAGCAAGCCCGAGACGAACCUUGGUCCAGUGGUCAGCGUCGCCAGCGCAACGAGGAUUCGCAAGCAGGUUUCGGAUGCGGUCGCCGCUGGUGCGAAGGCCCUCGUUCCCGAGGAACUAUUCCCCAUCGCGAAACCUGGUACAGCCUACGUCGCACCGCAGGUCCUGGUGGAUGUCAACCACACUAUGGAUGUCAUGAUGGAGGAGACCUUUGGACCCAUUGUCGGCAUCCAGAAGGUUUCAUCAGAUGAAGAGGCGGUCAAAUUGAUGAACGAUUCGCCUUACGGAUUGACCGCCUCGAUCUGGACCAACGCUGCCGCUGAUCCAGCCUCAGAAGAAGCGUUCUUGGCGCUGGAAGAGAAAGUGCAGGCUGGCACGGUCUUCUUGAAUCGCUGCGACUUUUUAGAUCCAGCACUGAGCUGGACUGGGGUCAAGGACAGCGGUCGUGGCAUCAGUUUAAGUAAAUUUGGCUAUGAUCAACUGACCCGUGCGAAGAGCGUUCAUAUGAAGAUCAAGACCGCUUGAGGCCUAAAAUGCUUUAAUAACAUUAGUGUGCUCGUCAGCGACUCAGCUGAAACAUCCGGGCUUCAAUUCAAGGCGUAAGCCAUUUUAUAUAAUUUGUUUUCGGAGAAGAUGAACCAGAGGAACCAUUGCAAUCUGA
Molecule: messenger RNA, 1596 nt
Organism: Mycena citricolor
Lineage: Eukaryota; Fungi; Basidiomycota; Agaricomycetes; Agaricales; Mycenaceae
Source: the annotation of a GenBank genome assembly